Molecule: messenger RNA, 1849 nt
Organism: Prosopis cineraria
Lineage: Eukaryota; Viridiplantae; Streptophyta; Magnoliopsida; Fabales; Fabaceae
Exons: 8
Coding region: 33-1547 (504 amino acids)
Molecular function (GO): metal ion binding
Source: RefSeq, a predicted model, not a curated record
GUUUCCCGGCACAAUACUGAUUCUGGAAUAGCAUGGAAGAAGAUCAGCUUCGACAGCAACCUCAAGGAUCCAUUUCAUUUCCAAUUCAAGGUAUGGAGUCCGUGGUGGCUACAGUGAGUGGUUACCAUGGAACAGAGCGAUUCAACCUUAUUAAGUUGAUUACAAAUGCUGGUGCGAAUUAUGUUGGCGCAAUGUCAAAAUCAAUCACGCACCUGAUUUGUUGGCGAUUUGAAGGAAAGAAAUAUAAUCUUGCUCGGAAAUUCAGAAUAGUUAUAAUAAAUCACCAGUGGAUUGAAGACUGCUUAAAGCAAGGAAGGCGUGUUCCAGAGGAACCUUAUAGAUCGAAAAGUGGAGAAGAAGUGGGGCUAAUAUUGCUGCAAGUUCCACUUAUUGUCGAGGCAAGUAGCUUGACUAAGAAUAAAGUGCUUGAUCAUGGGUCAGAUGACAUUGGCUCCAAAAAUCAAACGACUGAUAUCAGUUCUGGAUCUUCUGGAAAUUCUGUCCGGGAAGUUUCUUAUUUAAUGAACAAGCAGGAGCCAACAACUUUUUCUUCCAGACAGUCAAUGACAGCAAAAAGAAAGAUCUCCAAUUGUAAUGGGGUGGCUACUAAUGCUGGUCCUUCUCGCCACAGAAGAAGGCUUGUGAAAAAGAAUAUUCGAGGAUUGUCAGCUCCCAUACAUGAUUUGAGCUCUGAGGAGUACCUUAGCAGAACGGAUACAUUAAAUACCGAUGCUGCAGCCUCCUCUAGCCUUUCUGGUGGCGUCUCUUCUGAUAUUAUUUUAGAAGGCAGAGAAGGAUCAGAUAUUGUGUCAAAUAAUCAGAACAUAGCUAUCAAUGGAGCAUCAAAUGCCACUGGACAAAUCAAUGAUUCAAAUGAUUUAUCAAGUUCAAGAAUUUCAACUCUAUGCGUACAAGAUGCCUUGCUUACUACAGAGAAAACAUCAGUAGAUGAUGGUUUUGAAAAAUUCACAGAUGGUAUCCAGAAUGGUAAUGAGGCUAAUUUACCUAUUUCAACAGAGUUGUCAUGUGUCAUAUGUUUGACGGAAUUCAGCUCAACACGGGGGGUUUUGCCAUGUGGACAUAGGUUUUGUUAUUCUUGUAUUCAGAGUUGGGUUGAUCACAGGACUGCAAUGGGAAAAAUCUCAACAUGUCCCUUGUGCAAGUCAAGGUUUGAGAGCAUCAUUAAAUAUGAGGAUGCAGCCCGGGAUCAAAAGAUAUAUUCCCAAACAAUCCCAUGCGGCGUUCCAAUCUCGGAUAUUAUUUUUCUUAUGGAUCGAGAACAACCGUAUUAUGGUUUUGAGUCUUCACAGACAGGUGCUUGUGUUGCUUGCCGGGGGCGAGAACCUGAGGAUCUGCUCAUGCGUUGCCAUCUUUGCCAUAUUCGACAAAUCCAUUCUUACUGCCUGGACCCUCCUUUAUUGCCAUGGACAUGCAAUCACUGUUUCAUGAUCCCACUUGGGUGGUUUCUUCUGAAUCAACAUUGUCAAAGAGGAUGGAUCUUGCUCGCUUUAUUCUCUUUGUUUGCUGCCUUUAUGCAAUUUUUAUGAUUUUUGUUUUUCAGCAUUUGGGUUCUUUUUUAUCAAUGAUCCACAUAAAAAAAAUUAGAAAAAGAGAAGAAAGAGAGGAACUAGAACACUGUAUGAUUCUCUUUGGUCUGUUUUGUUUUCUUCCAUUGGCGGGCUAAAAGAUUGUAGGGGGUUUUCAGUCGUUAAGUCACUUUCAAGGGAUUCUUCCUUAGAUUUUAUUUUCAUAAUCAUGACUCUAUGACAAGUUUACCAAUAUGUUCUGAUAUUUGCAUGAUUAACUCUUGCAUCAUCAAUAAUCAUUAAUCUGUGAUUUAAUAGUAAUU